AUGCGGUUUCUUUACGCCUGCUUCGUAAUCGUGCUGUGCGCCCUGAUCUUCUGCGAAUACGUGGCGGACUUUGUGGUUAUGCAGAAGUGCCGGUGGCCGGAGAUUAAGCGGAAGAAGUAUGUGGACGAUCCGCUGCGGGCGAUGAUCCUGGCGGAUCCGCAUCUCCUGGGACCACAUCGUGGCCACUGGCUGGACAAGCUGUACCGGGAGUGGCACAUGACACGCGCCUUCCAGGCGGCAUCGCGUCUCUUCCAGCCGGACGUGGUCUUCGUCCUGGGUGACUUGUUCGACGAGGGCGACAUGGUGAGCGACAAGCAGUUCCAGGAGUACGUGUGGCGCUACCUCAAGAUGUUCCACCUGCCGCCGGGCAUUCCGCUCAUCAGUGUAGCAGGCAAUCACGACGUGGGCUUCCACUACAAAAUGCACCCCUUCUUCAUGUCGCGCUUCGAGAACUAUCUGAACAACUCCUCGGUGAACCUGUACACCAUCAAACAAAUCCAUUUCGUGGUGAUCAACUCCAUGGCCAUGGAGGCCGAUGGCUGCAUGUUCUGCACCCAGGCCGAGGAUGAGCUGAAGAACAUUUCGCGGACGUUGCACUGCAUGAAGUAUCCGCUGGAGGCGGAGUGCGCUCGCACCAGGAGGCAUCCCUAUAGCCAGCCGAUCCUGCUGCAGCACUUCCCAACGUAUCGAAUUUCAGAUACCAUGUGCGAGGAGCACGAUGCUCCUUUCAUCGAGACUUACCGCGAGCGCUUCCAUGUGCUCUCCAAGGAUGCCACGGAUAUGCUGGGCGAACUGCUCAAGCCGAGAUUGGCAUUCGCCGGCCAUUCGCAUCACUUUUGCCACAGUGUCAACCGGCUGGGCAUCGAUGAGUACACAGUGGCCUCCUUUAGCUGGCGCAACAAGGUCAAUCCCAGCUUUAUGCUGGCCACUAUCACCCCGGACGACUACGUGGUUUCCAAGUGCAAAAUGCUGCCGCAACAGUUUGUCUUCAACAGCUACCUGAGUGCCGGCAUCCUCUGCUUCAUGGUCAUCGCAUUGCAGCUCGGCAAGUGGAUCAGGAGCAGAGGACAGUCCUCGGAGGCGGAUCAUCGGAAGGUCAAUUAGUUGUAUGUACGAGCGAGCCUUUACGAGGCACAUCCUCUUUUGUGAUUUACGCCUGAUUGGGGCUUAGUUUAGACUAGAUACAGCCAGAUUCCAGAUUCCAGACUC
Molecule: messenger RNA, 1209 nt
Organism: Drosophila takahashii
Lineage: Eukaryota; Metazoa; Arthropoda; Insecta; Diptera; Drosophilidae
Gene: PGAP5
Product: Per1-like protein PGAP5
Biological process (GO): endoplasmic reticulum to Golgi vesicle-mediated transport; GPI anchor biosynthetic process
Cellular component (GO): endoplasmic reticulum-Golgi intermediate compartment
Molecular function (GO): phosphoric diester hydrolase activity
Source: RefSeq, a predicted model, not a curated record